Carica papaya (papaya) is the source of this 1252-nucleotide messenger RNA. Lineage: Eukaryota; Viridiplantae; Streptophyta; Magnoliopsida; Brassicales; Caricaceae. The record is from RefSeq and is a predicted model, not a curated record.
AUGUCGACGCUGAGAGUACCUGAAUCUGUUCCCUCCGUAACCGAAGACUGUGAGCAGCUGAAUAAGGCUUUUUCAGGAUGGGGAACCAAUGAAGGUCCGAUCAUAUCCAUAUUGGCUCACAUAAAUCCUAAUCAAUGCAAACUGAUUUGCCAAACAUAUGCUGAAACUUAUGGAGAAGAUCUCCUCAAAGCACUAGAUAAGGAACUCACUAAUGACUUUGAGAGGCUGGUUCUGCUUUGGACUCUUCGACCUGCUGAACGUGAUGCCUUUUUGGCUAAUGAGGCAAGAAAAAGGUGGACUUAAAGUAAUCAGGUUCUGAUGGAAAUGGCCUGCUCAAGGUCUUCAAAUCAGCUACUCCAGGCAGGGCAGGCAUAUCAUGCUCGUUUUAAGAGGUCUCUUGAAGAAGAUGUUGCAUAUCAUACAAAAGAGAAUUUCCGAAAGCUUUUGGUACCUCUUGUGAGCUCAUAUCGCUAUGAAGGAGAUGAAGUGAACAUGACUCUGGCAUAAUCAGAGGCAAAGAAAAUCCACCAGAAGAUUUCAGAGAAGGCUUAUGAUUCUGACGACUUAGUUAGGAUUUUAGCUACAAGGAGCAAAGUGCAGAUCAUUGCAACCUUAAACCGCUACAAGAAAGAAUUUGGUAAUGAUGUCAACAAGGACCUUAAGACUGAUCCCAAUGAAGAGUUCCUUGCCUUGUUGAUGGCAACAGUAAAGUGCCUGACUCGUCCUGAGAAGUACUUUGAGAAGGUUCUUCGUCUGGCAAUUAACAGGCAAGGAACUGAUGAAGGAGCUCUUACGAGAGUUGUGGCCACAAGAGCUGAGGUCGACAUGAAACUUAUAACCGAGGAGUACCAGCAAAGAAGCAGUGUUCCUCUUGAUCGUGCUAUCACCAAAGACACCCAUGGAGACUAUGAAAAGAUGCUUCUUGAACUGAUAGUACAUGAUGAUGCCUGAGUUGUUGGACUUACCUCAUUUCUAUAAAUAAUGUCCAAGCUACCUUGUCCGAUGGUUUUCAUCUUGCAAAAAAAUUUAGCCUCUAUGGUAGCCUUUUGUUUUGAGAUUCUAUGCUUUGUAUGUCUCGGGGAACUUGGCUCUGAGUUAUUAGUGACAAAUAAGCACCUUUCGGUUUUUUAGAUUUACCCAAUUUGCGUUUCCUGCUGCCAUUUUAGUAUCAUACCUCAUCUAUAGGUUGCACUUCGCAACUUUUAGUACUAUUUUUUUGUCUGUUUGUAAAUCCACAAUUUUAAUAUUCUGU